Messenger RNA from Protopolystoma xenopodis, 561 nucleotides. NCBI's taxonomy places the organism in Eukaryota, Metazoa, Platyhelminthes, Monogenea, Polystomatidea, Polystomatidae. The record is from the annotation of a GenBank genome assembly.
AUGGCUUUACAUUCACAGCAGCAUCUUCAGCACCAAUACCAUCAUUCGCAUCAUCAUAAUCAACAGCAACCUCUACAUCUCCACCAACACCUUUCUGGAAGCCACACUCUUGUCCAUCAGCACAAAUCGCAACAACCCGUUCGACUUUUAACCACAACUAGCUUAAACUCUUCAGGAGUACCCAGUCUCUCCAUUUCUAACAUUACAACCACUACUACAUCUGCCGCAGUUAUCAAUACAACAAAUAUUACUUCCACAGCCGGUAUCUCUCCAGGUUCUGCAACCGCCUUGUCUAACGUCGUCACUGGAAGUAGUAAUAUAAAUGGACAAGCUGGUGGCUUGCCAGGCCUGAUGUCAUGUGAGACGGGCUAUCAGAUGGCGGCCCCUGGGAGCCUGACAUCUGCUAGCCGGGUUUAUUGUCGCAGUGGUGGGAAGACUUCGUCUUCUCUUCCUGGCGUCUCUCUGAAGGUGACCUCACUAGCUUCUGCGGCUGCUUGUGAACCAACUGGCAUGUUCAAUUUGAACGCUUCUGGUGAGCUAAGGAUGGCAAAUUGGAUUUAA